Molecule: messenger RNA, 3610 nt
Organism: Athalia rosae (coleseed sawfly)
Lineage: Eukaryota; Metazoa; Arthropoda; Insecta; Hymenoptera; Athaliidae
Gene: trbd
Product: ubiquitin thioesterase trabid
Exons: 9
Coding region: 871-3132 (753 amino acids)
Biological process (GO): positive regulation of Wnt signaling pathway; protein deubiquitination involved in ubiquitin-dependent protein catabolic process; protein K33-linked deubiquitination
Cellular component (GO): cytoplasm; nucleus
Molecular function (GO): K63-linked polyubiquitin modification-dependent protein binding; cysteine-type deubiquitinase activity
Source: RefSeq, a predicted model, not a curated record
UUACAGAAUAAAGCGAAAAAGACUGGAAGCUACGAAUGAGGGUUGAAAUACGGCUUACUCAUUUCGGCUGUUUGCCAGAUUAUAUAGGAAUGAAAAACGCUGAAAUUGAUGCGAAAAUCGUGACUAUUUUUCGCCAAAGAUAUAUGAUUUAACGGAGAGGAAAACUCUUUUGAAACACUUGUCAAAAGUGCACGCAAUCCCGUUGCAGUGGGGUGGCUGGUGCUGUCCAGUGCAGUGUCCUUCGAUCAGCCUACUAGUCAACCUUAACAAGUUUCACGAUCAAAUGGAGAAUUCUGACAUGUAACGUGCUAAAAUCGAACCUGGGGAAUCUCCUACGAGGCCAGGAAUCGCGUGGAUUCAACGCCUACGGAAAUUCGUCAAUAUUCGUUAGAGUCGCUCAAGAUAACAGCAGCUGCUAGUAUUAUUGUUCUCACAGCAGCUUCAACUCCAAAUAACACCGCUGUCGAGAUGUUUACCACGUGACAUCGGUUGUAACAUCGUAUCAGAAAAGUUUAGACGCCAUACAUAAGUUCGACGUACAGUUUAAAGAAACAAAAACCAGAACAAAAGGCCUUUAGAGUAAAAAUUAUUUAUACACUGAGCUAAAUGCUUUUCCCCAUACAAGUGGAAGAUAUUCUGCGUAAAAAUUUGUCUAAUCUAUCUAAAUUUCUCAGAAUUCAUACUAAAUUCACAAAGCAAUAGUUUUAUGAAUCGAAUAAAGUGUUAUAUAGAUUAAUAUUGCAUAGGAAUAUUAAAAGAAAUAUAUAUAUAUAUAUAUAUAUUUGUACAUAUAUAUACAUCUAUGUAUGCCAGAAUUAUAUAUAUAUAUAUAUUUACAACUAUAUACAUACAUAACAAUUAAAUUAAAAAAUGAGUAAUCAAGGCGAGCAGACAGAGGGAAAAUGGAACUGCGAGUACUGUACAUAUGAAAAUUGGCCAUCGUCUUUGAAGUGCACGAUGUGUAGAGGAGCAAAACCUCUCUUGGGGGAAGAUAUUUAUCGUUUACGUGAUCCGAGUCCUCAGCGAUCAAGUUCUAACGCAGCAUCUGGCCCAGUACCUCAAAUAAGUCAAUCGAUUGAUUCCUGCAAUCUAAGUCCUCAAAAUUAUAGCCAAAACUUGCCUUCGGGAGGUAAAUGGGCCUGUGACUUAUGCACCUACCUCAAUUAUCAAAAUACUAAUCGCUGCUCGCAGUGUGGACACAAGAAACCACUUAAUCACACACAAACCAUACACUCUACUGCAUCUAAUUUACACGAACAACUAGCACCACUAAGGCUAGGAGAUCCCCCACCUAAUUCUGGUUCAAAUCUUCAAAUAAAUUCUCCUUUAAUUAGUUUACACCCUGAAAAGUACUCUACUGCCCAGCUUAACACACCACUGUGUAAUAUGCAACCAGAAAAAUGGUCGUGUCCUUCUUGUACCUAUGAAAAUUGGCCAAAAGCCACAAAAUGCAUAAUGUGCGCUUAUCAAAAAGAAAGAGAAAGAAAAGAUAGAUCAAUUACAAACUUGGGGCUUAUCUUACCAAGCCCGGACAGAGAUCAAUGUCAGAAGGGCCUGCCGUCACCGCCUCAUACUCCAUACAUCCAUAAAAACCAACGAGAUGAAAAUCUAGCGAUGGCUAAAAGAAGUUCGAACAGAUUUGACAGAAACGACAGUCUGCCGGCCCCGCAGUCACCAAACAACUGUGAAUAUGAACGUAGAUUAAAACAGCUAAGGCGCCACACAGAUUGGUGUUGGCUGAAUGCAUGCCUUGGAAUAGUUGAAGGCGACAAUGCACCUGUCGAAGCUUAUUUGGCAAGUGGCGGAGACCCUACUCGUCAAUUAACGCAUUCCGAAGUCUUGCUCUUGAACCGAAGUAGCGCUUUUGACGUUGGCCAUACUCUAGUUCAUCUUGCUAUUCGAUUCCAGCGAGAGGAUAUUCUAGCUAUACUGUUAUCGCAAAUUGAGGGAUCUGGAUCUGGGGUGAAAAGAGUACCUAGUUAUGUGGCACCAGAUUUAGCAGCACAAGUACGACGGCACGUAACCAAUAGUAUCCGGCUACGGAAAGGUUCAUUUCCAUGUUGUUUCGUUACCGAUAUGGCUACGUUUUCCCUACCUGCAGAGUUUCAUCAAUUGAAGGUUGAAGAUCUACCGAGUAACGUUCAGGAGCAAAUGCUGGAGGAAUUAUUAGACAGAGAGGCUCAACAACAGCUGGAAGGGGGAGGUGGAGAACCACCAGCCUUAAAUUGGUCGCUAGAAGUAACGGAAAGACUCGGGAGUAGAUUACAUGCUCUUUGGAAUAGAUCCGCUGGGGAUUGCUUAUUGGACUCUGUAAUGCAGGCAACGUGGGGUGUCUUUGAUCGGGACAAUGCCUUACGUCGAGCAUUAGCUGAUUCUCUACAACAAGGCGGACAAUUUUUUUAUCCACGGUGGAGAGAAUAUGAAGCUUCGCAAGCUUCACGAAUGCUAGAUUUCACUCUGGAGGAAACUCAAUGGCAAGAAGACUGGGAAAGUUUGCUUGCAACUGCGGCUCAACCUGGCAGCGCUCUUGAGCAAUUACACGUCUUUACUUUAGCUCACAUAUUGCGGAGACCAAUAAUAGUUUAUGGCGUCAAAUACGUCAAAAGUUUUCGGGGUGAAGAUAUAGGAUACGCGAGAUUCGAGGGCGUUUAUUUACCAUUGUUAUGGGAACCAUCAUUCUGCAUCAGGUCACCCAUUGCCCUGGGUUAUACACGUGGACAUUUUACGGCUCUAGUGCCUAUAGAGCCUUACCCUUCGUCUAGAAUUCCACCUCUAGCAUCUCACACAGGUGUCGGAGUGGGUGGGGUGGGUGCAAUGCCUCCGAUGCAAAUGCAAACAACUUUCAUGCCAUUGAUGGAUCGUGAUCGAAAGCUCCUCCCAAUCCACUUUUUGAGUCCAGAAGAAAUUGGACGAGAAGAGACUAUUUUAAAACAGUGGCUCGACGUAUGUACAACGGAGGGUGGUAUCCUGGUAGCUCAACAAAAACUUCAUAAAAGGCCCUUACUCGUCGCGCAAAUGCUUGAAGAAUGGCUCAACCAUUAUCGAAGACUUGCACAGAUGAACAAUGCUCCAUUUUCUCGACCAGCAACUCUGCAAGACUACAGCAGUGACGGAGAUACGGAAGAUGAAUAAUAAUAAGCUCAGAUUAAUUAAUAAAGGAAAAAAAUAAUAAUAAUCAAAUCUUGGAACUUGGUUAAACAAAAUUCUGUUCGUUAUCAUCGAACAAAAUAGAACUGUACUAAAAAGGUCUGCAUAGGUGCAGCGAUAUAGGAUUACCACCGAAUCACUGUGCCUAGAGUCCUAGACUACGUAAUAUUAAUCGUGUACGGUGCGAGUACGAAGUUCAAAACUUCAAAUAUUAAUUACUGUCUCAUUGAAGGAAAAAAAAAUUAUAUAUAUUUGAAUCCUUAUUGAUUCGAAGUAGUAGUUAUAUUUAAUAAUUACGAAUGAUUAUUAUGUCUCAUUAAUUUAUUAAUUUAUUCAAAACCGGCGCACGCGUAAAACGUUACGACGUUUGUUUAUUUUUUAUUUCUUAUUUUGGUUUAUUUUAGUAUAGAAAGAUUUGCGUAAUAAAUUAAAUAAAUGAUAUACUAUUGAUGGGUGAAGACGA